AUGUGUGAAGAUUUACACUGGUCUUUGUUGCUGCUACUUCUGCUGCUGCUGCAGUCGCUUUUGUUGUUGCCCGCCGCGUUGACUGCCGAGCCGGGCAGAGAAAGCGUCAGGCAGCAGCCGGCGCCGCAGCGUGUCCAUUAUCCAGCUGGUGUGGAUUUCUUUGAGCAUGAGUUCAGCAGCUUGGCGGCAGGUGCGUCUCAGUCAGCCAGUUCCAAUGUUUCCAUACUAAUCUCUAACUCUCUUCCAGACGAGUUCGAUCCGUUUGGGCCGGAUAUCGGGGAUGAUGAUCUGGGCAUUGACGAUCCGGAGACCAUGCCGCGUUUGUUCCAAGGCGACAUUGCCAUCGAUCCCUAUACGUACAUCACACUGCGUCUGGGCGUGAAUCCGAUGCGACAUCCCAAGCGCUUGUGGCCCAACGGCACCAUACCCUUUGCGAUUAGCCCGCGCUAUGAGAGCAGGGAGAGGAGCUCUAUUAUGCAUGCUUUGUGGACAUUCAAUUCGCUCACCUGCAUCCGGUUUGUGCCAUACGAUGGCUAUGUGGAGGACUAUCUGCUGAUUGAGCCGCCCGAGGACGGGCCGCAGGGCUGCUGGUCGUAUGUGGGCAAGCGGGGUGGGGAGCAGGUCGUCGCCCUGCAGCGGCCCGACGAGACGAGCGCCCACUGCUUCAGCAGCGAGGGGCGCAUCAUGCACGAGCUAAUGCACGCCAUUGGCAUCUACCACGAGCAAUCGCGCGCCGAUCGGGACAACUUUGUGAAGAUUCACUGGGACAACAUUGUGCCGCGUUUCCGAAAGAAUUUCAAGCUCGUCUCGCGCAAGCGGGGCAAAUACGCCUUCGACUACGAUUACAACUCGGUGAUGCAUUACGGCGAGUACUAUUUUAGCAAAAAGAAGGGACAAAAGCCGACGAUGACGCCGCUGCAGCCGGGCGUGCGAAUUGGCCAGAGGAAGACGAUCAGCCAAAUUGAUUGCCUCAAGAUAAACGAUUUGUACGGCUGUCUGAAGGGCCGGCGUGCCAAAAUGUACAAGGCCUUUUGUAGUUUGUUAGGUUUGUAGUUGUUGCACUAAU
This is a messenger RNA of Drosophila montana, 1066 nucleotides long. RefSeq names its product hatching enzyme 1.2. Bases 1 to 1053 code for a protein of 350 amino acids. The transcript has a single exon. The record is from RefSeq and is a predicted model, not a curated record. NCBI's taxonomy places the organism in Eukaryota, Metazoa, Arthropoda, Insecta, Diptera, Drosophilidae. Gene Ontology annotation, biological process: proteolysis. Gene Ontology annotation, molecular function: metalloendopeptidase activity; zinc ion binding.